AUGGAAGCUAAAUGUACAAUUCUUAAUGAUCCAUAUAUGGAAGGUUACAUUUGGUUUUUAGCCGUUCAAAAAGAACGUGCAAUUGUUUUGAAUCUCCGGCCUAGAGAAGGUAGGCAAGGUGGAUUUGGGGGGGCAGCAAUCUGCAUUGACCACUUUGCUUUUCUUCUGUUGCAAAUAAAACCCGAUCACAUGCUUGGUGCCUUUGGAAUAGUUGAAAUGGGAUUAAAUAAUAUCCUUCUGGAUGGGGUGGUGUCACCAUACACUCAUCCUUCAGCUUCUAUAACUUAUAUCAGCAGUAUUAGGCUGUCAUUGCCUUUAACUCUUUCAUUCGAAAUUAGAAUUACUGUUGCACAUGAAAUUAACAGUACUACACCUUCUUUAAACCUUUUGAAGAACGAGGCUAGAUCAAUAGCAUCAUUAGGUCGCAUAGAGCCCUGCUUUAGUGGCACAACAAGCGACAAGAUUUUCUUUCUCAUUGCUGACAUUUCUCCUUCCCUCAACCAGAAUGGAAGGGAAUUUCUCAUACAAGCAAACACUCAGAAGCGGCGCAAACUCGAGGAUGACAACAGCUCAACUUCAUUUGAACAUGUGGAGACAGCAGCUGAUACUGUGAAAAAGAUAGUAGACAAUACAGACACAAGCAAAGUGGGUUCAGAUGUGAAUAGACGGAAACAAAGCCGUGUCAAGGGACAAACUAAUUCUGGUAGAGGACGUGGUUCCCGAGUUAGUGAUCAGACCAAGUCACAAGCAGUUUCUGUGUCAAAUGGUCAGCUCGAGAACUCUUACCAGAAGUUGCAGGAUGGUUUGCCAAAAGAGCAAAUUGGGCACGAUCGACAGACUGUAUUCGAAGAGGAGAUCACUUCUUUACGGGCAAAAGUUGUGGCUUUGGAGGAAGAGCUUAAGAAAUCCCGUCAAGAGGCAUCAGAUUAUCAACAUCAGUGUCAACAGCUGGAAAAGGAAUUGAAGGAUCUUAAAGAUUAUGAGCAGCAGACAAAGCCAAAGGUGUGCUUCAUCAGUUGCUUUACUUCUUUUGGUUGGUGAAGUUCUGUUUCUGCCCUAGA
This is a messenger RNA of Nicotiana tabacum (common tobacco), 1061 nucleotides long. The record is from RefSeq and is a predicted model, not a curated record. Lineage: Eukaryota; Viridiplantae; Streptophyta; Magnoliopsida; Solanales; Solanaceae.